Messenger RNA from Fusarium poae, 681 nucleotides. It is a transcript of the gene RPL11, whose product is annotated as 60S ribosomal protein L11. Gene Ontology annotation, cellular component: ribosome; cytosolic large ribosomal subunit. Gene Ontology annotation, biological process: translation. The record is from RefSeq and is a predicted model, not a curated record. Lineage: Eukaryota; Fungi; Ascomycota; Sordariomycetes; Hypocreales; Nectriaceae. The transcript is spliced from 5 exons. Gene Ontology annotation, molecular function: RNA binding; structural constituent of ribosome. Bases 1 to 681 code for a protein of 226 amino acids.
AUGCCUGGAGCUCUGAAGUCCGGCCCCAUCCGACCCCACCUCGCUAAAGGGCAGAGAAACCCUCAAAUAUUUUACCACUCACAAAAUCUCAAAUCUACUCUUGCAACCUUUGCGAUCCCCCGACAACUCCAAUCACCAGGUCGACUAAUAACAGCAGCCAUGGCUACCGAGAAGGCAAACAACCCCAUGCGGGAGCUGAAGAUUCAGAAGCUCGUUCUGAACAUCUCCGUCGGAGAGUCUGGUGACAGACUUACUCGUGCUGCCAAGGUCCUCGAGCAACUUUCCGGUCAAACCCCCGUUUACAGCAAGGCCCGUUACACUGUCCGAACUUUCGGUAUCCGACGUAACGAAAAGAUUGCUGUUCACGUCACUGUCCGAGGCCCCAAGGCUGAGGAGAUUCUCGAGCGUGGCCUCAAGGUCAAGGAGUACGAGCUCCGCAAGCGCAACUUCUCCGAGACUGGCAACUUCGGCUUCGGUAUCAGCGAGCACAUCGAUCUCGGCAUCAAGUAUGAUCCCUCAAUUGGUAUCUAUGGCAUGGACUUUUACUGCUGCAUGACCCGACCUGGUGAGCGCGUCACCCGCCGCCGCCGAACCAAGUCCAAGAUCGGUGCCUCUCACCGCAUCAAGCGCGAGGAGACCGUCAAGUGGUUCAAGUCUCGCUUCGAUGGUAUUGUCCGAUAA